UGUCAUUAUAAUCAAUCAACUGUCAAGAGUCAAAUGAUCUAAAUAUAUGCAGCAAGUGAAUAACGUGUGAAUUUUUAAAUGUAUUUAGUGGUCAUAUAUAAACAUUUUAGUAGUUCAAAUCAAUAGGACAAAAUGAUAACACCGAGAUUUAAUUUAAGCCAGCAGGAUAACUCUCUCAUCAUACGUAUCAGGGCCCCCUAUUGCAGUCUUAGAGAUUUGGAGAUCGACUGCAUUCAAAACAGUUUUCUAUUCUUCUGCAAGCCAUACUACUUGAGGUUACAACUUCCGGGAAACAUUGUAGAUAAUCAAAACACCCGCUCUUCAUUUGAUUGUGACUCAGGAUAUUUUACUUUCAUUUAUGACAAGGAAACUCCUGGAGAAUUCUUUCCAGAUCUUGAAUAUAUUACAAAGUUUUUGGUUACUAAAGUAGAUGCAAGUUAUGACGAAAACGAGACAGAGCCAAUAAUGGUUCUUAGUGGAGAAAUCACGCCAACAGAGGAGAAGAUGAUAAACGAAAAUACAAAGCAAGGUUUCGGAUUUGCAUUGAAAACUCAUAAAAAAUUUGCGACGGUCAUUUCAGAGUUUGAUGAAGUUUUCGAAGUAAAUCCUUGUGAAACAAGCUUGCUGGAAAGGCGAAAAAUGAGGCUCCAAUACGAGCAAGGAAAAUUUGAUAUGGAACACUACUUAAUGGAUCUGGAGGAUGAGGAACAUGAAAUCGGGGACAAACUUGCUCUUCCAUUACCGUGGGAACACACAAGUGAUGCUAGUUUGGUAUUUACCAGUAAGGAAUUAGAUUUUUUGAAAGAUCAAGCAAACAACCCUUAUAACCUCACUGCACUUCAGAUAAGGUAUGCUUUCAACGGACUGAUUGAUAUUUUGUAUGCAUACUGUUAUGACAAACGGACCACAGACUUUGAAGGAAACUCUGAAUCAGGCUGGACCAUAGUCAAGUUAGCAUCAACACUUAGCUGGUGCGAGGCAUUUGAGGACCCCAAAGAUGUGUUCGUUUCAGCUUUCCGAAGAACUCUAACUUAUCCUUACUACCGCAGCUUUAAACUCGCUACAAAAGUUUUCGAAGAUUUGAAAACGUUGCUGAAACAUGACGAGAAGCUCAUAAUCAAGAUUCUGAUAGAAAUUCAUGAAAUAUUUCUAUCAGGAGAUUGCUGUAGGUACAUUUUGAAUAACUUGUUCAUCAAAGAUUAUAUAAUGUAUGUUAUGAAAUGGGACAAAACGAAAUGGCGGCAGUUUUUGGAAGAAGUGUACGGUGUGGUUAUUGUGAAAGAUGAUUUGGGGCUGAAGUUAGUUGAAAAUGAGGAGAGUUUCAAGAUAGAGAAAAAAAUGAAGAGUUUACAAAUCCAGGAUCAAAGUGAAUUGCUGGAUUCUGACGAUACAGACGAAUCAGAUAGUGAUAGCAGUGACAGUGAAACAGACAGUGAUUCUGAAACAAAUAGUGACUACGAUUCAAGUACUGAUGAAGAUGCAAAGUGAUAGAUACCAACUCAAACUAUUCGAAUUCUGAGACCCUCAACAACUACCUAAAAAUUUAAAAAAUAUAUGCCUCUUCCAUAUUAUAGAUCUUAACCUAUAUUUCUAUUUAUGCUUUUUGUGAUCUGUUUUAAACAUUAGUAAUGUUUUUUCAUCUUAUAGUUACAAGUGAUUUUGUUUAUAUCUCUCCUUUUUUCGAGAACAUAAUGUUAGCCCCUCUAAUAAUUUGCUGACCUUAGCUUAUUGUCUCAAUUUUAAUUAUAGGAACAAAGUUUUUUAUUCAUUUGUUAUAUUUUAUACACAAGAUACUUAUAGAAGUAAGUAUCUUCAUGCUGAGUAAUGCUUUAAAUCAUUUUUCAUAAAUAUGAUAGUUACAUUUCAAUUUGAAAAAGUUGAAAUUACCUUCAACAAAUAAAGAAGUUGUACAAGCCUGA
Leptinotarsa decemlineata (Colorado potato beetle) is the source of this 1919-nucleotide messenger RNA. Its product is annotated as protein SHQ1 homolog. Gene Ontology annotation, biological process: box H/ACA snoRNP assembly. Gene Ontology annotation, cellular component: cytoplasm; nucleoplasm. Lineage: Eukaryota; Metazoa; Arthropoda; Insecta; Coleoptera; Chrysomelidae. The record is from RefSeq and is a predicted model, not a curated record.